CUUAAGGUGGCACACUUGCCCCAUAUUCCGCUACGGCUCCAAUAACAGAACCACUUGCUCCUCAAGCUGUGAGUUCCCUAGAAUGUAAGCCAAAUGCGACAUGUGUUCAGCGAUGCGUACAUAACCAAUAACUUAGACAAACACACACAAACUUUGGCUUUAGUAUUAAUAUCAGCGAGAGAGUAAUCGAGUAGGCCGUUCCUUUUUAUUGUUUCAUAAAGGAAGUUGACCACGUGUUCUACGCGUAUUUUGGAACUGAAGUUCGGACGCAAGGCGAAUUCAUCGAGUUGAAAACAUCAAGAUGGAUGCUGAUUCAUCGGAAAAUGAAGAGAUUGCACGUUUGGAACAGUCGCUGGAGGAAAAUAACGCGAAAUUGGAGGAACAAAACGUCAGUUUUGAAAACGAUCUCAAACAGUAUUACUCGCUGAAGGCUCAAGAAACGAUUGUGGAGUUGAAGUUUGAAAGCUGGAAGCAACUUUACCGCAAGCAGGAAUCAGAACUUGCCGAAAAGCAAGCAAAAAUGCGUGACGUCAAGUUGAACAUUUGGCGCGAUAGAGAAGAAUUCUGCGAGUAUGCUUCCAGUUUUUCGAAAGAGUUUUCCAUGGAGAAAAGUUUGAACCGGUUGAGAAGAGCAGCGAACGAUGAAGACAGUCCCAUUGCGAAAGAGGAGAAAUUUGAUUUCAAAACUCGAUUAGAAAUGGAUGCUCAUUUGAUCAAAAUGGCGGAAGUUGAAGGUGAAAUUGCUAUUCUUAGACGGAGGGAAGCCGAAUUGGAGAAGGCAGAGCGGGAGUUGUCUCCGGAUGAGGAUACUGUUAAGCGAUUGCAGACAGCGGUAAGCAACUCUGUUAGCAGUCUAGAGGAGAUCGAAGCGCAAAUCAAGGCAUUUGAUGAUAGAAGUGAAGAUUCGAUUGACGAGGCAACAAAUGAUAAAGAAGUUAAGUCAAUUCUAAAAAGACCAUCAUUCAUGGCCAAGGAAAUCGAGCGGAAACAAGUGCGUUUCGAAUAAAUUAUAAAC
Messenger RNA from Aedes aegypti (yellow fever mosquito), 1015 nucleotides. RefSeq lists its product as uncharacterized. NCBI's taxonomy places the organism in Eukaryota, Metazoa, Arthropoda, Insecta, Diptera, Culicidae. Bases 302 to 1006 code for a protein of 234 amino acids. The transcript is spliced from 2 exons. The record is from RefSeq and is a predicted model, not a curated record.